GAAUGACUGGGCGGAUGCUCACGCAUUAGCCGAUGUGUACCGGGUGGCGAUCGAUUCCUCAGCGAGUUGAGCAUCGAUCAGGCUAAGUCUGCGUCGUAAUCCCGACGGAGCUUAUGCAGCGAGGCGAGACAACGGGGGCAGCAGCAGCAUCAGCAGCGCCAGAGGUUACCACAGGCACCAGCCAGGAGAAGAGGAAGACGAACACCUCGGAUGGCGUCCAACCGUCGUGUACGGCCCCAGGAAAGCGUAGGAUCCUCCACAGUGUUUCCCUGCACCGGUGUUUACCUCAGCGGCCACACCGGACGUCCUCUGCUCAGCUGCGAGCAAAUCGUGGUGUCAGUGACGUGUUUCGCCGCCUGCUGUUACGUUCUCCCUGUGCGCACAGUGGUCCCGGUAGCCCGGCAUGCCCUAGGUGGGUCAGCACUUGCACGUGUACCACCACCAGCAGCAACAGCAGCAGCAGCAAUCCUGGCACCAAUCCACAAACCGGUGGGCGCGCAUCUCUGCUCACGUUCCGUGAUCGUCGACGCCGACAAUCUCAUCAGUCUCCUCUUCGUCGUUGUCGUCGUCGUCAUCUUCACCACCAUCGUCCGGAUCGCCGUCGACAGCAGCCGAUCAUUAGCAAUCCUGACAGUCUCCGCUGUACAUCACCCGUUCGCUACAUCAGACGGGAUACCGUACGCGGCCGCACUCUGCUAAUCCGACUCGCGUCACCAGUGCACGGCGACGUCGGGCGUGGUGCGGAAGCUGUCUUGUCCGCCCACACACAUGCCAAGGCUCGUGCCUCGGCACCCUUCCGUCGUCAGCGUUCAGUAGACAGUGUGUCCCAGCAGGCACCAGCAGAAGGCGCUAAGCCAGCGGGAGCUAGUUCUUAUGCUUGUCCGCUGCCGCUGGUCGAUCCCUGCUCUGAUUAUGUCGUGAGCGUUGCAACUGUACUCCCUGAGUCAUCCCGUCAGUCUACUCGCUUGACCGAAUCGGGGCAAGCGAGCAAAGAGUCGAUGGAGCAACGAUCACUGUUCGAUCGCUUCACGACGGCGCCUGGAGAUGCCAGCGCUAACCCCACUCCUGUCGCAUCGGGGAAGACCGGAGCAGAGCGAUCAGCUGGUGUCCGCAGCGCAGCCAGGAAUUGCGCCGGCUCAUCUGCCGCCGAUCACGCAACAGCGGCGUCGGCUGGUGAAGCAGCUAGGCAGCUUGUCGACGUUGAUCAAGCAAAGGUCUUCAAGCUACGAGAGCGCCUACGCCUCGGCGUGAAAACCACUGGCAUACCAUUGCAUACGCCUGCAGGGACAGCCGUCAAUUCCUACCCUCCUCCAUCCGCCCAGCGGCCUGGUAGCAGCACGACAACAGCCAACAGCCACUCCGCCGGUGGAUUCAGUACGUCUUGCUCAAGCGUUGGCGAUGGCAGUACCACUGCAGCAGCAGCAGCUGUUGGAGGUAAUGAGAGUUCCAGGUCCACCGGGACAGCGUGUCCGCGGCACACCGGUAGUACUGCUCUUUCUAGAUCGUCCAACACUGCCCUAAGUACGAAGUCCAACACUGCUAGCCCGAGUACCGCUCUCUCUAAGUCCACCACUGGCCCAAGUACUGCUCUAAGUACGAAGUCCAACACUGCUAGCCCGAGUACCGCUCUCUCUAAGUCCACCACUGGCCCAAGUACUGCUCUAAGUACGAAGUCCAACACUGCUAGCCCGAGUACUACUCUCUCUAAGUCCACCACUGGCCCAAGUACGGCUCUCUCUAAGUCCACCACUGGCCUAAGUACGGCUCUCUCUAAGUCCACCACUGGCCCAAGUACUACUCUCUCUAAGUCCACCACUGGCCCGAUUACUUCUCUCUCAAAGUCCCGCACUGCUAGCCCAAGUACUGCUCUCUCUAAGUCCAGCAAUGCUAACCCGAUUACUUCUCUGUCUCGGUCCAACACUGCUAGCCCACACCCAGCAUCACCGGUGGAACGCAGCUCUAGACCGGCGCUGACGCCAGCGCUCGGCGGCAAUCGCAAGCCGGUUGCCUCUUGCCUGACGCGGAAUAACAGGGGUACAGCGCAAGCACCACACCAGCCCGUGCUUCGGCCCGUGCUAGCCGCUUCAGCACGGCCGAAAGCUGCUCAGGAGAAGGACAACAACAGUGGCGUGGAUUCUUCCUCUGCCUGGUCGACGACGAGUAAGAGCACCAACUCAACAGCAGCAGUGGCAGCAGCAGCAGCUCGGUCCACUUUGAAUGCCGCCCUCAAGCCUUUGCCCGGGUUUGAUCAGGCAAGCACUGCGGACAACGGUUGUGAAUGGUCAACGUCCGGCACUGGUUCUCGGUCCGGCACGACCUCUCCUGCACUGAACGGCAUGGUUGUCUCCAGGCCAGCACCGGAGCAGGCAGGGCCUCCCCUUGCAGGCAAAGCGAAAGCGCCGGUGAAUGCCAUGCAGGCGCAGGCGAAUCCUGUUCGCGCGGCGGCACCUCCCCUUGCAGGCAAAGCGAAAACGCCGGUGAAUGCCUCGCAGGCGCAGGCGAAUCCUGUUCGCGCGGCGGCACCUCCCCUUGCAGGCAAAGCGAAAGCGCCGGUGAAUGCCACGCAGGCGCAGGCGAAUCAUGUUCGCGCGGCGGCAGCAGCAGCAGGCACGGUGUCGUCUUCACCCCACAGCGGCGGUGGCGCACCCUUGUCUCGUAGCAACACACCCGUGUCGGCGACGAGCUCGCGCAAUCGACUACCACCGUAUUCGCCCAGCGGUAAGCCGACCGGCAAGAGUUCCACAGGACUGCGCUGUCCCGUACAGACCGCUGUGAGCAGCAGCAACAACAGCAACAGUCACACCACCAGCAGCAAACAGGAGUCGGCCGGUGAAGCAACCCACAGAUCCACUGCGCCAGUCACCAAAGCAGGUCUCUGCAGUGAUGCUUCAGCCCUUGCACGCGAUGGCAGCAGCAGUGGCAGUAAUGACAAAAGCGGCAAUAGCAACAGCGGCGGUCUCAGCAAUAUUCUCGUGAGAGAUUAUAACCACGGCAGCCUGUCCAAGCCAAGCCAGUCUGCAAGCCAGCAAGGCGUGAAACUGCGCAAUGCUUCGCCUCUAUCCAGGGACGCUACCACUGCUGGAAGGGUGCGUGGAACCGUUGAGGCAGGUAAUAGAGUCGUCGCCGAGUCCAAGGGAGCGAGCACCGCCAGCCUGAGCACGGCCGACUUUCGUCGCAAUAACAACCUGCAGGCCAGCAGUGAUGACGCGCCGCUAAAACUGGUUGUCACCGACCAUGCACACGGGAGAGCAGGCCAGGGAGGACUACGUGCUACGAACGGGGACAGAACGAUCAAUAGCAGCGGCAGCAGCGUAAGAAGCGAUGCCAGUAGCAAAGAUUCGUAUCGCGACGAGUGGUCGUCUUCACCUAUACCACCUGCAGCUGCACCAAGUCUGGAUGGUCGCUCGUCACUGCCAAGUGGUAGACCAGCGGAGCGCAGACCUGAUGACACUGCACCCGAUCCCCAUUCUAGAUCUCUGGAGCACAUAGCUGAUGACCGCAGACCCAAUGAUCAUAGACCAGACGAUGACCACAGGUCGCAUGAUCGCAGGGCCGAAGAUCGCAGAUCGGAUGCGUAUUACGGUUCUUCCCGGCACCGGGAACGCGAGGCCGAUCACCAUCAUCAACGCCACGACUCGCGUCGGCACGACGACCAUACGGAUUCCAAAUACGGCAGUCAGUCGGCGCGAGAGCGCUCGUAUCGGAACGGCGACGACAGCGAACGUGAUCGCGACUCCAGGUACCGGCGAGACGCGAGGCCAGCUAACAGCGGCUUUGACAGAGCAAAAGAAAGGGAGCACGAUUGGAAGCGCGGGCGGGAACGCUUUGACCGGCGCAAAGGCACCGCAUCCAGCUCUUCGUCACCAUCCUCUCCUCGCUUGUCAUCCUCUGCGGCUCAAAUCUCGCCUUCUAACUCACGUUCAAAGUCUUCUCCAGAGAUGGGUAGACGUAGUCGAGAUCGAUCUCCCGUCGGAAAGAAACUGUCUCCAGUGUCAUCUAAGAAUAGUUCUCCUGUCCGACUUGAGCACUCGUCAUCCACGAAUAGUUCCGGUGCGAAAUCAAAGUCGCAGGCCACACAGAACUCUGCUCCUGACAAGUCUGGCACGUCUUCGCCCUCGGCUGGAAAGGGAGGACAGCUAUCGGAUACAAGCGGAGCAGCCGCGGACAAAACUGCUGUCAACCGCAGAGCCUCGGCAACCUCGUUGCCUGAUGCACAGCCUAAGUCGCUAGAGAAGCCGCACGGAGGAAAGCAGCAGGUGGCUGCUGCCUCGAGAGACUCAAGCGUCCGGGCUUCUCCACUCGUGGCAGUCACGGCAAAGACGAAACCGGCAGCAGUGAGUGAGAAGUCGGCGUCAGCUCCGAAAGACCGGCCAAUAUCCCCGUCACGCCACCGAUCCCUACUCUCCUCCGGCAAUGGAGGUGGAAGCACCACCCCAGCUGCCAAAGCAGCCGUCGCCAAGAGAACUCAAUCAGAUCUGCAGACCGGGAAUGCGCCGAAGAGAAGCAGACCAAGUUCGCCUUCCGGUACAGCCUCUUCUGAUGACUGUACCGGCAAGGCAGCAGAAAGUGUUCACACUUUCAAAGAACGUGCGUCUAUAUCUAAGACCCCAACGUCCAAAAGCACUGCCGUUGCCAAAGCUUCAAACCAGGCAGCAGAUGUGUCCGGUACGAGUGCAGUCGUUUCGAAACGACCGUCUCGUUUCACGGACUCACAAAGCAAAAUCGUGAAAAGCAAGACAUCGCCGCCACGGACAUCAAGUCUUCUGCAUGUAAGCCGGCCGAGCUCACCAGCGACUGGCACCGCCAGUGAUCAGAAUCCAACUCCGGUGGUGAUGGCUACAACUAAUGGUGACAAUGCAACAGUGCUCGGGUCUUCAGGCGAGGAACCUGCCAGCCAAGGGCCCACUGCCCUUGCGUCUGAUGGUCGCACUGCCAACGAAUCUGUAACCGGGGCGACGAGUGGCCCGACCGCCGUAACUGCUGUGCGUGCGAAGAGGCCUUCUCGCUUUGGCGACGCGCAGCCUUCCAUCAAGAAACCCGCCGCAGCGGCGCCAGUAACAGUGCAACAGUUGUCAGCACCUGCUCGUGUGAGAGCUGUACCCCGUAUUGCUAGCAGCACUUCGGAGUCAGAAGACGACGCUCUCAAGAUCGACGAGCACUUUGUAUCCAGCGAUGAGUCCCGGGUGAUUGAUGACUCAGUGACCAUGGAAACCGUCUCCCCGUCCGGGACGAUUGAUGACUCCGUAUCCAUGGAGAUCAGCUCCCAGUCGGGGACGAUUGAUGACUCCGUUUCCAUGGAAACCGUCCCGCAGUCAGCUGAGUCGCGCAUGCCGCCGGAAGCAGUGGAGCGUCCUUCCUCAGUUGCCAUGCUGUCCGAAGAACCCAUGUCAAUGGACGACUCGGUUUCCAUGGAAAUAAUGGAGGAGUCUCCGUCACCUAGCGGGGAUAUAGUUCCGCUGCAGACAAGCUCACCGGCCCCAGUGGAUCAGCCACCAUUGGACUCUUCUGAUUCCGACCUUUCUCUUUCGAGCAGCAGUGGUGGCUUGGUUAUCGUGCAAGAGCAAGAUGGUAUACAUGAUUCUAGUGACGAGCUCAGCAAUGCCAUUUGUCCUGUACAUGACGACCAGUCCCCCUCGGCUUCGCAGUCAGGUGCUGUCGGUGUCAACCUGACCGGAUCCGCUGCUGGGCGAGUGCGAGAGACUGACUCCUAUGUCAAGAGUGCUGCAGGAGCUGAUACUCGUGCCGCGUCGUCCCCAGUAAACAAUUCCUGUGCUGCUGCUGACGCAAGCCCAUCGGGCGCCGAGGAUUCUUCUCCACCGUCGCCGCAACCGAGCAGCCAGGUCGACGCCACUGUUCACGCGUCACCUGCUCCGGUUGAAGACCCUGCUCCGGUCGAAGACCCUGCUCCGGUUGAAGAUGCUGCUCCAGUUGAAGACCCUGCUCUGGUUGAAGACCCUGCUCCAGUUGAAGAUGCUGCUCCGGUUGAGGACCCUGAUCCUGUUGAAGAUGCUGCUCCGGUUGAGGACCCUGAUCCGGUUGAGGACCCUGACCCUGUUGAAGAUGCUGCUCCGGUUGAGGACCCUGCUUCGGUUGAGGACCCUGCUCCGGUUGAGGACCCUGCGCCGGUUGAAGAUGCUGCUAUCACUCUACGAUCACCAGAUUGCACGGACGAGUCGGUCGCAGAGGACAUGGAAGCCGGCGAAGACGCUGCUUCGGCAUCGACAGCCACCACCCCGCCACCAUUGCAUGCGCUGGUGUUGGUAGGUCGCGGUGAUUCUGCAAAGGACACCGCCACAGUGUCUAGCGCCGACUCCGCGCUAGAACCAGCGCAGUGUAGCACACCGUCGCAAGCACCCAGGAGCGCCCUAUUGCUGGCGAGCCAAGCGCUCACCAAGGCGAUAUCAAGCCCGCCUGACUGGUCACUCGCCUCCACUGCUAUGUCCGACCGCACGCUACCAUCGGUAAGAGGCGACGAUCCACGGCGACACACUGAUGCUAACUCGCUGGAACGAAACAAUGACAACGGCUCUAUUUCGUCACUGAGCUCGAGCAGCGAAUCGGAUCAAAUGGCGGAGGAUCUCGUCAAUUGUCUGAGCGUGCCGCCAUCUCAUCUCGACUGUCCGUUAGUGGCUGCAAGUGAUUUGGAGCAAGUGGAUAAUGCUGAUCUACGUGUAGCACCCAGUCCCGGUGUCCAGGUGACAAUAGCAUCAGUUGGCACACAGACGCAUUCGCUUUUGAGCGACCUUCAGGAAGGGGAGUUGACACGACUUGUCAAAGCUGCAACGAAUAAGAUUUUGGAGGCGCCAAUGGGCAACGAUACACCGCUGGGCCGUGUCAAUGCGAGCCUAACAGAGCUAUCUGCAGUUACAGCGCAACAUCAAGCACGAUACGACCACCUCACUAGGUAUGAUAGACGAUGUACUCAACUGGAGGCACAGCUCUCAGAUGCAAUGAGUACUAAUGCCCAGUUGGAGCAGGAUAUAACGCAGCUGAGGGAAUGCACAAAUCGGCAAAUCUUCAGCAUUCGUGAUCAGUACAUGCAGUUAACAAGCACGACGCUUGCCAAAUUGCACGUUGUAGCAGACGAAAAGAACGUUCUUGCUGAUGAGCUCAAGCAGGCUAAAGAAAGCUUAGCUGCAGCACAGUCUGAAAUACAAGAUAUCACCCGACAAUUCCAAGAGUCGCAGAAGGAGCUGGCGGUCACCGAAGAACGUCUGAUCGCCGACCUGGGCGAGAGCCAUAACCGAGAGCGAGCUCUCAUGUCUCUCAUGGCCGGCUUCAAGGCUCAGACGACAGCCGCCGCUGCUGCCGCCGCCGCCAAUGUUUGCACUCCCACCAAGGUGAAGCCCUCUCCCCCUGCGUCAGCGCCCGGAUCUCCCUUACUGCGCAGUGCUAAUGCCACGCCAGUGCCACAGCAGCUGCAACACGUGCCGCAGUAUCAUCAGCUCCAGCAACAACAGCAGCAGCAGCAACUGCGGCAACAGCACCUGCAGCAGCAGCAGCAACAGCAAGCUCACCAGCACCCGUUCCAUCAGCAACCUCAGCUACCUGGGCUGCUGACUGCCCUUCCGUCGUCUCACAAUGCGGCCGUGGCAGUGGCGGGAACCCCGCCGAACGGCACAAACCACGGCUUGCUAACCGCCAGCGCAGCUAGUAGUGUGCAGGCAGCACCGAGCAGUGCGCCCAGUCCCGACUCGGCCGCCUCUCAGGUGCACAUGAACUUGUCACAGCACCAGGCACAUUUGCAAGCCCACGGCUCGCUUAAUCAGCCACAGCUGCGGCACCAGCAGCAGCUGCUCAUGCUACAGCAGCAGCAGCAGCAGCAACAGCUGCACAACAUGCACCGGCUACGUGCAUCGUUGCCUGAACACCUGCUUGCAAACGUUCAGCCGUCAAAGCCGCACUUUUGGCAACAGCAACAUCACUUACAACAACAACAGCAGCAUCAGGAGGCGCUACAGCAGCAGCAGCAGCAUAAACAACAACAACAACAACAACAACAACAACAACAACAACAACAACAACAACAGCAGCAGCAGCAGCAACAGCAACAACAACAGCAACAGCAGCAGCCACAACAGCAUCAGGAGGCGCUACAGCAGCAGCAGAAACAACAACAGCAACAACAACAACGUCAACAACAACAGCAGCUGCAGCCCCAACAGCAUCAGGAGGCGCUACAGCAGCAGCAGAAACAACAACAACAACAACUUCUCUUCUUGCCCACUGGCUAUCGUGAGGAUAGAGAUAGAGAUUUGAAACAACAACAGCAGGAGGCGCUAAAGCAGCAGCAGGAGAAACAACAACAACAGCAGCAGCAACAACAACAACAACAACAGCAACAACAACAACAACAACAACAACAGCGACUACAACAGCAACAGCAGCUGCUGCAGCAGGAGCAGCCAAAGCAGCAAGAACAGUACAUUGCCGAUAUUGGAGAACAACAACAGCAGCAGCAGCAGCAGGCAUCAGCCGUGUCGCUCACGGCAAGUGUAGUACCAUUGUCAGUGGCGACAUCGUCAUCCAACGCCCUCAUGGUUACGACAGCAGCAGCAGCAGCAGCGGAGCGCAGGCCUGAGCAACCGGUGCCAGAAGAAAGCAAGCACCAGCAACAACGAGUUGAGGAGUACCAGCAACAGGAACAACAUCAGAGGCUUCAACAACGGCAAGAGCAGCCGCAUCAGCAGCAGCAGCCGCAGGAGUCACACCAGCGGCAGCAGGAGUCACACCAACGGCAGCAGGAGUCACACCAGCGGCAGCAGGAGCCACAGGAGCCACAGCAGCACCAGCAACCGGCAGCGUUGGUCCAGUCUCCCCCGCCACCAAUUACAUCAGCAGCACCUGUCGCCGUUACUGCCACCAAACGCAAGAUGCCGCCGGCACUGCGUCCGUUACCAGCCAGCAAGCGUACCUACACCCCUCCACCGCACGCCAUGCAGCAUCAGCCGUUGAAAGUGCAGCAGCGAUCGUCUUUGGGCUCCGCCUCGCAGGAACCUCAGAUGCAAUCUCAGUUCGCCUCGGUCGGUGCUGGUGCGGUGGUGAAUGCUACGCCAAUGGAUACGUGUGGUAUGUCAAGUGGAGCUGUGGGUAGUGCUGAUGAGCCACUAGUUACAAACACCACGUACACUAACUCGACGAGUCUCUCCGGGACGGCGACUGGUUCUACGGCAUUAGCAUCUUCUGUGCCCCCGCCACUAGUGAGUGGCACAUCAGUAUCUUCUAUCCCCCCGCCACUCGUUACUGGAACAUCAGCGUCUUCCGUUCUCCUGGCACUUGCGACUGGAGCAUCAGUAUCUUCCGUUUCUCCGCCACCGACCGCUGAAGCAUCAGUAUCUUCUGUUCCCCCGUCACCGGUGAAUGAGGCCAAUGCACUGUCUGAGAUGCUACCGGCUGCGGUGACAAAAUUCAAGGCGACAGCUACCACAGCAGCUCCAUCUGGCUCUUUAGAAGGCGGGACGCCGAGCACACGUGAUCGUGGGGAACGGACUGCCGUGUCGCUUGAUCCUUGCACUGAGUAUACACGAUCAUCCGGAGUGUCGGGCGUCUCUGGCGGCUCUGCAUUGCCAGAGUCGCACGUUGCUCAUGUGUCGGACAGCGGUCUCGAGCAGUCUUCUUCUUGUGAUGAUUCUGCUGCUGCUGAUGCGUCUAUGUCCGUGCUGAGUGUUGGUGCUGUCCAGCAGCGCCCUAGCUCACUCUUGCAGGCAUCUAGUCCGACAGGAAAUCACGAUCGCACCGCUGCGCGCUCCCAAGGCAGCACACCGGUCGAUGGAGCAGUGUCUUCAAAGCUGACGCGACUCGACUUGCCAGCUGAUACCGGUGUGAGUCCGGUGGCUAGCGGAGACGGCGGCAGCGGUGGUGGCGUGAGUAGUGCUGAUAGUCCGAUGGCACUGCGACUGCCGCCACGACUUCACCAGCUACGGCCGUCAGUCACCUGCGCCUCCGUCGUCAGCGCAGCCUCGUGUGCAUCUACCGGUACUGUUGCUGCUGCUGCUGGUGAUGCUGCUGCUGGUGAUGCUGACCUAGAAUCUACGGCAAGCCAGUGUUUGUCAGCUGUGACUGGUCGUCAGUCUGUUUUGCCAACCAUGUCCCCGGUAUCUACCUCUGAGCCGUCGCUGUCCCUCUCCGACCAAGCUUGCUCGGCUGUCAGUGUUGCCGCACACGCUACCGGUAGUAAUGUCCAGUCUGUCUGUCAUAGUCACUCGGCCGGUGGUGUCACACAGGCAGAACGCUCGUUGCGCGGUACGACCGAUGUCGCUCUCACACCUUUGCAGGCGUCUUCGGGCUUGCUGCCGCCCAGCACUAAGCGAGUAGACUGUAAUACGCAGGCAUCUCACAACACUUCGACUCCAACGGGUACGACAGGCUGUGCGUCUCCAGCUGUCAGCACAGCUGAAGUUCAAUCUGGGCAGAGUGUCGUCAGCAGAGAGGGUGCUUCAGCGGACGAGCCGCUUUCUGUUCGAGUUGACACUGCUGGUGGCGCAGCGGCUGCAGGCAAGGAUCUUUCACUUGGCUGUGUAUCGGCGCCGUCACCAGCACCAACAUCAUCACCAGUGCUUUCCUCGGCUGCAGCAACAGCAGCGGUAGUCACAGCAAUGCCAACACGGCCGUCACCAGCAACUGAUGUACAGCAGUCGUCACCAUCUGUGGCAUCUGCAGCAGCAGCAGCAGUCACAUCAAUGCAAGCACGGCCGUCAGCAGCAACUGAUGUACAGCAGUCGUCACCAUCUGUGACAUCUGCAGCAGCAGCAGCAGUCACAUCAAUGCAAACGCGGCCGUCAGCAGCAACGGAUGUACAGCAGUCCUCACCAUCUGUGGCAUCUGCAGCAGCAGCAGCAGAUACAGCUUUGAACACGGGACCAGUGGCCGGUGACUUCACGUCGCUCAGCGCCCUUUCUGAGUCGCACCAUCUGUCCAUUGUGAAGAGACAGGACGAGAAUAAAUUCCGCAUCGUCCAUCUGCGCUGGCUGCCUAGCUCUGGCGGCGAGCAACAGCACGAGGCUAGAGGUGACGGUCCCAGCGCUCGUGCCAAACAGUUUGAGCUCGUCUUUCAGAUCUACUCCCCCGACUCCGUUGGCAAAUUGACAGACAGUGGCUGGAAACUGGCCCAGGACCUGCCUGCACACAAGCUGCGGUGUAAGUGCCGGCUGCCCAAGUCUCACAAGUACAUACUGGCCAUGCGAGUGCCAUCGCAGGCCGACACCAGCGCCGGCCCUCGCUGCUCCAACAUUGUUAUCGUGUGAUUCGGCCGCCGCCCCCGCCCCUGCACGCGUGCGUGUGUGUGCGUGCGUGCACGUGUGUGCCACUUUUCAUUUGUUGUUUUCCAAACUAUUUAUUGUGAAGCUCCUCUGCACAUCUUACUCAACUUGUUUCCUGCAACUUCGUGCAGCUCGAUGUGCUCUCGAUGCUUCUGGUAUUCCCGUAUUAAGCUGAGUUGUAAUUAUAAUAUAUGUGUGGUCAGGGGCGGUAUAAACUCUAAACAUGUUCCAUCCUUCCGUUGAGACCGGCCAGGAAGCUGCUAUUCUCUGCGGCGUUGAACUUGACGGCUGACUCGGACGGAGUCGUUUAUUCCACUUGACCGCCGUCACGUGCAGGGGUGCGCAUAUGUCCGUUCUCUAUAAUUAUUACGUCUAGUGGGCUGAGAUCACUGCCUCGGCAUCUACCUAGCUGCCUCCCUGAAUUGAGUUGUCGAGGUCUUGCUGCCUUUUUAUUUUAUUUUUACUAUUAAAAUCUUGUCCAGCUCCUAGGUGGAACCAUCUCGAUCGUUGCUCUGCUCUCUAAUGAGUGUUUAUCGCCUCAUCUUCGUCAAUGUCCUGUCAAGUCGUUCUUGUUUUGUUUGUUCAUUCUGCGCGCUGUUUCUUAUUCACCGCGCGCAGUUCUUUCUUGGGGGGCUCUCGGCCUCCCCCCCCCCCCCCUGCCGUCUUCGCCGCCGCUGUUUGCUUUUGAGAUCCUUGACUACAAGGUACCAAUUUACCCCGUCAAAAGUAGCAGCUAGCAAAUGUUGUGGUAGCACUACUCUACUCUACUUUCCUCUACUCUACUCUCCUCUACUCUACUCUCGCACUACUCUACUCUACUUUCCUCUACUCUACUCUCCUCUACUCUACUCUCCUCUACUCUCCUCCACUCUACUCUACUCUACUCUACUCUCCUCCACUCUACUCUCCUCUACUCUCCACUCUCCUCAACUCCACUCUACUUGAUCUUUAAUAGCAUGUUAUUUUGAGGUCCUUCUUUUGGUGCGUUGUUUUCCAAAUCCUGCGCUUGGUCAAGAAAUACGUUUUCUAUGUUCAUACAAGUAAUAUUACUGUACUUUUAAAACAGUACUAGUUACACUGUGGAUAGAAUGCGUGUAUACAGAGCCAA
Sycon ciliatum is the source of this 12366-nucleotide messenger RNA. RefSeq lists its product as uncharacterized. Lineage: Eukaryota; Metazoa; Porifera; Calcarea; Leucosolenida; Sycettidae. Bases 114 to 11243 code for a protein of 3709 amino acids. The record is from RefSeq and is a predicted model, not a curated record. The transcript is spliced from 9 exons.